GACGUAUGCAACACGGAAGUGCUGUUAUGAGCUUUAGCCAGCUGUAACAGAGAGGAUCACAGUGGUUUUAAAAUGUUUUGCAGCGCUCUGUUUAUCUCUGCAAGACAGAAGAUACACGUCGUCUAACAUGGACCCACGCUGAGGAUCCGUUCCCAUCGAUUUAGCAAGUAUUGCUUUGCUGGAAAGGGGAAUCACUUGAAUGAAUCAGAUCUAAUGAAUCAGUGGAUGUUGACUUGGAUAAUGAAAGUACAUUUACUGCCGUUGUUUAGAAUAUACAUCCAAUAAUCGGCAAGAAAUUACACUUUAAAAUGUGAACAAAAUAGUAAUGAUUUAUGGUUUAUUUCAUUAGUGGGCUAGUCAUUGCAUUCAGUUGAUUUUAAUUAUAAAGGACAGCUACAUCACUCAAAGAUGGAUGAAGUGAUUCUGGAUCAGAUCCUGUAUGUUGCUCAGCAAGUGGUGUCUUGGAUCGCAUCUUUUGCCAUCAUAUUUGGAGGAGUUGUGCCAUACAUCCCUCAGUACAGGGACAUCCGCAGGACCCAGAAUGCUGAGGGAUUCUCCACUUAUGUGUGCCUGGUGCUGCUGGUUGCCAACAUAUUAAGAAUACUGUUUAGGUUUGGACGUUACUUUGAGACCCCGCUGCUGUGGCAGAGUAUAAUCAUGAUCAUCACAAUGUUAAUCAUGCUGAACCUGUGCACCAGCGUCCGCAUGGCCACUGAACUCAACACCAAACGCCGCUCCUUCACAGCAACAGACAGUAAGGAUGAAGAAAUCAAAGUUCCUAAGAGGCUCUUUCUGGACUUUGACUGGAACUACUUCUGGUCUUGGAGUCGUUUUGUGGAUUACCUGCAGUGUGUGCUGGCGUUCACUGUGCUGGCCGCCUACGUGACGUAUCUGCUGCUGGACUCAGUUCUGUUCGUAGAGAGCCUGGGUUUUCUGGCCGUAUUCACAGAGGCCAUGCUGGGAACCCCACAGCUCUACUGCAACUACCAGAACAAAUCUACUGAAGGCAUGAGUAUUAAGAUGGUGUUGAUGUGGACUAGUGGAGACACUUUCAAGACCGGCUACUUCCUGUUGACUCAGGCUCCUAUGCAGUUCUGGAUCUGCGGCCUCCUUCAGGUGUGCGUGGACUGCACCAUUCUCUUCCAAGUGUACUACUACAGCCGCUACCCACAGAAACCCAUCUCACACAUCACACACACCACCAGCGCCAAGGCCCUAUGAAACACCCUCGCUUCACAGAAUGUGCUCAAAUCUAUUACAAUGCAUACAUACAGCAUCUUUAUACAGUGUCCCCAAAACAUAUUUGGAUAAGUGAUACACUUAGCCACACUUAAAUAUGUCUGAAUGUCAUUGUAUUAGAUGCACAACAUCAAACUAUGAUGUUAGAUUUUUCUAUUACAAUUAAACUUCAAUUUUCUUAUCUUUACUUGAAAUUAAUGCCACGUUUAGUAUAUUUUUUGGUGGUUGUGGGGGGUAAUGUAAUGAAAUGACAUUCAUACAUUAAGUGUUGCUUGAAUAGUUCACCCAAAAAUGAAAAUUUGCUGAAUAUGUACUCACCCUCAAACCAUUCAAGAUGUAGAUGAGUUUGUUUCUUCAUCAGAUUUGGAGAAAUGUAGCAUUACAUCACUUGCUCACCAGUGGAUCCUCUGUAGUGAAUGGGUGCCGUCAGAAUGAGUCACUCAUGAUGAUUUUUUUCUUACAAACACAGUUUUUCACUUCACAAGAUGUUAACUGGAGUGGUGUGGAUUAUUGUGAUGUUUUUAUCAGCUGUUUGGACUCUCAUUCUGAUGGCACCCAUUCACUGCAGAGGAUGCACUGGUGAGCAAGUGAUGCAAUGAUACAUUUCUCCAAAUAUGUUCUGAUGAAUAAACAGAUAAAACUAAUCUACAUCUUGGAUGUUUUAAGGGUGAGUACAUUUUCAUUGUUAGGUGAACUAUUUCAUGAAAUGUUCUGAUUUUUGGAGCCACUGUAUAAAUGUACAUUGAACCAAACUUUACAUGCAAUAUCAUAAAGAUAUGCAGUUAUAUUUACACAUUUAUACAAGCCAGCCCAAGGUAACCAUCAUGCUUUUGAAAACUUUUGCCUUACAGACUCUCAGAAUGACCUGAAAUGUAUCUGACAUCAGAUGGACGAAUGUACAAAGCUUUUGUUAUAAGAGAUUAAUACAGUCAAUGCUGUUUUAUUUGGAGAAGACUGGUUUUACCUCAGUAGCCCGCUGUGGUGUUUCCCACAGUGAAGAGCACAGGAGAGCCCUGUGAAUUUUUGAACCAAAAAAUAAAAUAAAAUACCCUCUCUCCUUUUGGUAGUAGGAGACAAUCCUCAUACAGUUCACAAAUCCACAUGACUUGAUGGAAAUGUCUUCCCCAAAUGUUAUUUUUGGAGAUAUGUAUAGCAAUCCUAGUUCAUUUACAUGCAAUCAGUUCAGUUAGCACGAGAAAAUAUGAAGUCACUGUAUUCAUAUACUGACUUUUGACCUCUUUAAGAAAGUUUGACUUAAAGUACAGUAUUUGCGGCACGUUGGGGGUUCAUUAAAAGAUUUAUGACCUCAAGGCCAAGUGCUUCAAACAUCCAGUCAACCUUCAGUCCUGAAUAUGACAAUACACUGCAAAAAAUCACUUUCUUUAACAGUAUUUGCUUUUUUCCAGUAAAAGUUUUAUGUAUUUUAUAAAAGUUUGAUGAUGAUGAUGAUUAUUAUUAUUAUUAUUAAUAAUGAUAAUAAUUGUACUGCAUUAUGUUUUGGCUUAUGCUUAAAGAUUGAAGUAUGGUUAAAUUUUUACUUGACAAAAAGACAAUUAGUAUUGUAAAGAGAAUUUUUUUUACCUGACGAUCCUUAAAACAGGAUAUGUUUACAUACAGUAACAGUAACGUUUUUUUUUUUUUUUUUCAAAUGUUGGAGAAUAUGUCUUUU
This is a messenger RNA of Onychostoma macrolepis, 2908 nucleotides long. RefSeq names its product solute carrier family 66 member 2. Gene Ontology annotation, biological process: phospholipid translocation; retrograde transport, endosome to Golgi. Bases 409 to 1221 code for a protein of 270 amino acids. NCBI's taxonomy places the organism in Eukaryota, Metazoa, Chordata, Actinopteri, Cypriniformes, Cyprinidae. The record is from RefSeq and is a predicted model, not a curated record. Gene Ontology annotation, cellular component: endosome; trans-Golgi network. The transcript has 5 exons.